UUCACCUAGACAGCAUCUUCCAAACCGCUGAUGAUUACCUUCAAGAAAGACAAGGGAAGCAGCAGAUACAUGGGAACACCAUCAUCUUUUGGACUAGUGUGUGCUGAGGCUUGGAAAGUGGACCUGUCCCAGUCUUGUCUAAACUUGGGAUUUAUGCUUGGAACAAUAUUCCUCGGUUUUGGAGCAGACAUAUAUGGCAGAAAAAAAUGCUUCUUGUUUUCCAUAUUUACAACCUCAGUUGCUGGACUCGCUGUGGCAUUUGCACCAAGUUACCUUUGGUUCAACAUCUUCCGCACUCUGCAGGGAUUGUUCAGCAAGGGUGGUUGGCUGAGUGCCUAUGUCUUAAUUACAGAAAUUGUUGGGAUGGAAUACAGAAGAACAGUGGGCAUUUUGAACCAGAUGUGCUUCAGUUUUGGGAUGAUAAUACUUGCUGCUGUUGCUGUUUUCAUACCAGCCUGGAGAAAUCUGCAACUGGCGGCGACCUUACCACACUUUGUCUUCCUCACCUACUAUUGGCUGAUGCCAGAAUCUCCAAGAUGGUUGCUGUCUCGAAAGAAAUAUGACGAGGCCCAAAGAAUUCUACAGAAUGUGGCAAAAAGGAAUAAAAAGCACAAUUUCUCGACAGAUAUUAAGACAGUUCAAAUCGAAGAUUGUACUGAAGCAUUGAAGAGACCCUCAGUUAUAGACUUGGUAAAAACACUGCAGAUAAGGAAGCAUACUCUUAUUCUGAUGUUCAACUGGUUUGCAAGUGCUGUGGUGUAUCUCGGGCUUGUCAUGCGUUUGGGGAUUAUGGGAGGAAACAUUUACAUCAAUUUCUUCAUCUCAGGAGCUGUGGAGCUACCAGCUGCAAUCAUCAUUAUCCUUCUCAUUGACCGAGUAGGACGUCGCUAUCCCUUUGCAGGAGGCAAUUUCCUGGCAGGAGCAUCUUGCCUGAUAACCGCCUUCAUACCUGAUGAUCAAUACUGGCUGAAAGCAGUAAUCUCAUCUUUCGGCAAACUAGGGAUUACGGUGGCCUUUUUAAUGGUCUGCUUUGUAAAUACCGAAUUAUAUCCAACAUUUUUAAGGAACUUUGCAGUUUCAGUGUGCUCAGUACUGUGUGACUUUGGGGGAAUUGUAGCACCAUUCCUUCUGUAUAGGUUGGCAGUGAUCUGGGUAGAAAUGCCCCUUGUGGUUUUUGGAGUGAUUGCUUUGAUUGCUGGUGCACUAGUUUUGUUUCUACCUGAAACCAUGGGGGUUACCUUACCAGAGACCAUUGAAGAAGCAGAAACCAUUGGACGAGAGAAGAACACAACCCCAAAGACAACCUGUGAGCUGGUUACUUUACAUCCUUCGACAGAAACAAGUUACGACAAGUAACCUGCUUCAGAGAAGAUUGUAACUUCCUGAAUUAGAUUAAAAUGUUCAAAAGUA
Rhincodon typus (whale shark) is the source of this 1410-nucleotide messenger RNA. RefSeq names its product solute carrier family 22 member 3-like. Gene Ontology annotation, cellular component: membrane. Gene Ontology annotation, biological process: transmembrane transport. The coding region runs from base 31 to 1356 and encodes 441 amino acids. The record is from RefSeq and is a predicted model, not a curated record. The transcript is spliced from 11 exons. Lineage: Eukaryota; Metazoa; Chordata; Chondrichthyes; Orectolobiformes; Rhincodontidae.